Messenger RNA from Chlorella variabilis, 1335 nucleotides. RefSeq lists its product as hypothetical. The transcript has 5 exons. NCBI's taxonomy places the organism in Eukaryota, Viridiplantae, Chlorophyta, Trebouxiophyceae, Chlorellales, Chlorellaceae. Bases 1 to 1158 code for a protein of 385 amino acids. The record is from RefSeq and is a predicted model, not a curated record.
AUGUACCCGCAAGCCGUCUACCUGCCCCGCGCCCUGCAGCUCAUGUCGCAGCUGCAGCUGCCGGGCGGCGGCCACCCGCCAUCGCUUGCAGGCCAUAUACACGAGAUCCUGGGCAUCUGCAGCCCCCUCCAGGCAAGCCUGAGCCGCCGGCCUUGGCGGGCAGAUGCCGGGCGGCCCAACGAUUGGACCAACCUGAUCCGUGGCCUGAAUGCCGUCGGCGGCAUGCUGCUGGAUGACCGGUGCUUUGACGUGCCGCUGACCCAUGUGGAAGCAACCGCGGCGAAGCUGCGGGCCGCUGGCCACCCGCGGGCGGCGCUCUUCUUGGAGGAGGUUGCCAAGACGGUGGAGGUCACAAGGACGGUGCUGGAGGCGCGGCUAGGGGCCGACAGCAGCCGCGGCGAGGUGAAGAUCAUCGACGUGACGGCCGGGCCCAUGCCGGCGGAUCGCUACGACCCGCUGAUGAUGGACGAGGCCGGCGCCACCAUCGUCGACAAGAAGCUUGGCCGUGUGCUGGUCAACUUUGCCGUGGAGGUGGACCCCGCCACCGGCCAGCCCAAGCAGCUGCUUGCCGGCACCGGCUGGCGGGUGCCGCGCGCAGGGCAGCCGGGCGUCAUCAUCGACGACCGCCGGCAGGGCGUGGGCCUGCUGUGCACCCAGUUUGCACUGACGGAGCUGUGCCAGCUGACGCACUUCAUGGCCUUCGACCUGAGUGGCGGGGUCAAGCAGUGCGGCACCGUCGUCUUUGACUUUUGGCGCAGCAGGGGCCCAGGCCAGGAGCAGGCUGAAGCCCCGGGGUCUGGCCCAGCCUCCUCAGCUGCUGGCGAAGCAGCCGCCGCAGCUGAGGCUGCCGCUGCCCAGCUGCUGGCAGAGGAGGAGCGCGAGGAGAAGCAGCAGGCGGCCAGGCAGGCGGCCAAGGCCGCCAAGCGGCAGCGACAGAAGGAGCGGCAGCGCCAGCGGGGUGCUGUGCCGGCAGGAGAAGGGGCGGCAGGCGUCAGGGUGUGCGCAGCAGAGGGCUGCGGCAACACGAGCGGCCUGCGUCGCUGCAGCGGGUGCAGGGCUGUGAGGUACUGCAGCGAGGCCUGCUCCCAUGCGCACUGGAAAGCACACAAGACAGAGUGCCGGCGCCUGCACACCGCUGCAGCAGCUGCCCAGCCCUGAGCCCCGGCCCACGGCUUUGCGGCGCCCGCCUGCCAACACGAUUGCGCCGCCUGGCCGCCUGCGUGGCGCUUGGAGCCAGCCCGGGAGGCGACCCUUCCCUGCCUUGCUGCUGCGUGUGAAGCCCUUUUCUGUUCUGCUUGUUUCCAAGGCGCUGCUCUUCAACACGGGUGUUCAAGC